Molecule: messenger RNA, 3474 nt
Organism: Aureobasidium vineae
Lineage: Eukaryota; Fungi; Ascomycota; Dothideomycetes; Dothideales; Saccotheciaceae
Source: the annotation of a GenBank genome assembly
AUGGCCAGAGGAAUCGAAGGCAACGAGAUCGCUACGCCCCGAGUGCCCAAACUCCAGAAAUCGGUCUCGUCGGCAUCACAAUCAGGAAAGCAGCAAAAGAGCAUCCUGGGCUUCUUCCAGCGGAAGACGGCGCCUGCUUCAUCACCUGCUGCACCAAACGAUACUGCAGCUGCUUCAAGUCCUCCGCCGCAGUCUUCACCUGCUCCUGCCAAUUUUAAUGGUAAAGAGAAUGCAGUACCGCUAGUAAAGCCAUCGAUUCCGUCCUCGAGUCCUGUCCGCAAUGGCAAGAAGAAAGUCAACUACGCCGAGUCCGACGACGAGGAUGACGAGCCUGUCCUUCGCCAACGCUCCAACAACGCAACGGGACGCUCUACCAAGAGAAGGAAGUUGGCCGACGAAUCAGACGAUGAGUUCGCCAUGGACGAUGCUACUGAGGCAUUGAUGGCUGCCGCUGACGAUGCUGACAUGCAAGACUUUGUUGUCGAUGAUGAUGCCUCGGAAGACGAUGCUCCUGUCAAACGUAAGAAGUCUAGCCAGACGCGGAAGCCUUCCAAACAGCCUUCUCCUAUUGCAGAAGACGAACCAAGUCAAAGUCCGGAGAUGCCAUCUACCUCGACAGCCCAGCAAUGGAAUUUUGAUCCGGAGGACGUCCAGCCAUACGCCUCCAGGAAGACGCCUCAACGCAAACCACAAACGGGUCCUCCCAAGAAGCAGAAAGCUCAUAUGUCAGAGCCCGAUGCUCGCUACCCUUGGUUGGCCGAUAUAAUGGAUGCGGACCGCAACAAGCCCGGUAACCCAGACUACGACCCACGCACUCUCUUCAUUCCUCCCUUGGCAUGGAACAAAUUCUCUCCUUUUGAGAAGCAGUACUGGGAAAUCAAGUCAAAGUUUUGGGACACGAUUAAUGAUGCCACCAUUGGUCAUCAGCUGUUCGAUCUGAAGAUGACUGAUCGUGUCAACAUGCGCAUGGUCGGUGUCCCAGAGGCCUCACUUGAUCACUGGGCCAAUCAGUUCGUUGCCAAAGGCUUCAAAAUUGCCAGAGUCGACCAGAUGGAAACCGCUCUUGGCAAAGAUAUGCGUGAGAGAGAUGAAAAGACCGGCAAGGGUGGUAAGCCAAAGAAGGAAGAGAAAGUCAUUCGUCGCGAGCUGGCCUCCGUCUUGACUUCUGGUACUCUCGUCGAUGGUGGCAUGUUGCAAGACGACAUGUCAACCUACUGUGCUGCCAUCACAGAGCGCGAAGUAGAUGGGCUACCUGCCUUCGGUAUCGCUUUCGUCGAUACUGCAACAGCUCAGUUCCAGCUCUGUGACUUUGUCGAUGAUGUCGACAUGACCAAGUUUGAAACGUUUGUCGCUCAGACAAGACCCGGCGAACUACUUCUCGAAAAGUCAUGCAUCUCGUCCAAAGCUGUACGUAUCUUGAAGAACAACACCAGCCCCACGUGUCUCUGGAACUACCUCAAACCGGAAAAGGAGUUUUUGACCGCCGACAAGACUGCACUCAAAAUCACCGGAGAGCACUACUUCAAGUCUGACGACAACGAGAAUGAUGAUGCCUGGCCUGCUUUGCUCCGAGAAGCUAGGGAGAAAGAACUUUGCUUCUCUGCCCUUGGCGCUUUGAUCUGGUACCUUCAGACGCUCAAGAUUGAGCGUGAUCUGAUAUCGCUUGGCAACUUCAACUGGUACGAUCCGAUAAGAAAGGCAUCCAGUCUUGUACUCGACGGACAGAGCUUGAUCAACCUUGAGGGCACACUCUUCGCCAUGCUAAAUCGCUGCAUCACACCUUUUGGUAAGCGUAUGCUACGCCAAUGGGUCUGCCACCCCUUGGCAGAUGCUGCGAAGAUCAACGCAAGACUCGAUGCUGUAGAAGCACUUAAUGCCGACCUCACAAUUACCGACCGCUUCACAGCAUCUCUGUCCAAGAUCCCCGAUCUUGAACGUCUCAUUUCCCGCAUCCACGCAGGUAGAUGCAAGGCCACAGAUUUCGUCAAGGUUCUGGAAGGCUUUGAACAGAUCGAGUACACAAUGAGUCUGCUCUCAAGCUUCGGCGAGGGCGAAGGUGUUCUCGGACAACUCAUAUCAUCGAUGCCUGAUCUUGCUGGAGCGCUGGCCCAUUGGACUGAUGCCUUCGAUCGUGAACAGGCAAAAGACCAGAAUCUGCUUGUGCCCAAGCCGGGCAUUGAAGAAGACUUUGACGAGAGCCAAAACACGAUUGAGGAGAUUGAAGGUCAACUACAGUCUUUACUCAAGCGUUGUCGUGAUGAGCUCAGCACUUCCGCUGCCAAGUACACCGACAAUGGCAAGGAAAUCUACCAGAUCGAAGUUCCGGUCAAGACUAAGAAUAUCCCCAAGAACUGGAAGCAGAUGUCAUCGACUGCCAAAGCAAAACGUUACUACUUCCCUGAGCUGGAGAGCUUGAUUCAAGAUUUGAAAGAGGCGCAAGAAACCCACGGACAGAUCGUCAAGCAAGUUGCCGGUAGAUUCUACGCUCGAUUCGACCAGGACUAUGCCAUCUGGCUCGCUGCAGUGAAGAUUGUUGCUCAUCUCGACUGUCUUAUAUCCCUGUCCAGAGCAUCUGCCUCACUCGGUGAACCAAGCUGCAGACCCGAGUUUGUCGACUCUGAGCGUAGUGUGCUCGAGUUUUCCGACCUUCGUCAUCCAUGCAUGCUCAACACAGUCUCGGACUUCAUCCCCAACGACAUCGCUCUUGGUGGCGACAACCCUAGUAUCGAUCUCUUGACUGGUGCCAACGCAGCCGGUAAGAGUACUGUCCUGCGCAUGGCUUGUAUUGCUGUCAUUCUGGCUCAAGUCGGCUGUUUUGUACCGUGUGUCGCAGCACGCAUGACCCCUGUUGAUCGUAUCAUGUCUCGCCUGGGAGCUCACGACAACAUUCUGGCUGGGCAGAGUACGUUCAUGGUAGAGUUGAGCGAGACGAAGAAGAUCUUGUCCGAAGCUACACCUCGUUCGCUAGUCAUUCUCGAUGAGCUUGGCCGUGGUACGAGCAGUCACGAUGGUGUCGCCGUUGCACAAGCAGUUCUUCACCACGUCGCUACGCACACCGGCUGCAUUGGCUUCUUUGCUACCCACUACCACUCGCUCGCGGCAGAGUUCAGCUCACACCCAGAGAUUUCACCCAAGCGCAUGGCCAUCAUGGUGGACGAUACCGAACGCCGCAUCACCUUCUUAUACAAGCUAGAGCCUGGUGUGGCGGAAGGCAGUUUCGGUAUGCACUGUGCAGCUAUGUGUGGUAUCCCAGACGCAGUCAUCCAGCGCGCAGAAGAUGCGGCAAAGGAGUGGGAGUAUACGGGUCGUCUGCAAGUGCGUGCCGAAGAGCGCAAGGAGGGAGAGUUGCCCCUUGGACUGCUCAGCGAUAUUGCAUGGAUGCUCAAGACGGCUGACGAUGUGGUUCCUGAAGGCGAAGAGGGCAUCGGUGAGCGUGGUCUUGAAGUGUUGAGAAGAACUGUUGCUGCAUUGUAG